Molecule: messenger RNA, 846 nt
Organism: Eutrema salsugineum
Lineage: Eukaryota; Viridiplantae; Streptophyta; Magnoliopsida; Brassicales; Brassicaceae
Product: cell wall / vacuolar inhibitor of fructosidase 1
Exons: 2
Coding region: 180-692 (170 amino acids)
Biological process (GO): negative regulation of catalytic activity
Molecular function (GO): enzyme inhibitor activity
Source: RefSeq, a predicted model, not a curated record
AUCAACACACGCAUAGAUACAUAGUUAUAUAAAACUGUUCUUCCUCAAGAUCGUGAAAUCAAAGCACAUUCAAUCCAUCAAGAUCGUGAAAUUAAAGCAAAUUCAAUCCAUCAAGAUCGUGAAAUCAAAGCAAAUCCGAGCCAUCUUUGACAUAAGAAGAUAACCAUCAAAUAAAGAAUAUGAAGAAUAUGAAGAUGAUGAUGAUGAUGAUGAUGGUUGUGGUGAGUGAAGCGAGUAUGAUGGUGAUGGUGAGUGAACCGAAUAUGAUAGAGCAGACAUGCAAAGAGACACCAGACUUCAAUCUCUGUGUCUCUCUCCUUGACUCCGAUCCACGUGGCUCCUCUGCCGACACCUCUGGUCUCGCUCUUAUCCUCGUCGACAAAAUCAAGGGGUUGGCAACGAAGACCUUGAACGAGAUCAACGGUCUGUAUAAAAGGAGACCAGAACUAAAACAUGCCCUAGACGAAUGUAGCCGAAGAUACAAAACGAUCUUAAACGCUGAUGUUCCCGAAGCCAUUGAAGCUAUCUCUAAAGGAGUUCCAAAAUUUGGUGAAGACGGUGUGAUAGACGCUGGUGUCGAAGCUUCUGUAUGUGAAAGAGGGUUUAUAGGAAAAUCUCCGUUGACUAACUUGACCAAAUCAAUGCAAAGAAUCUCUAAUGUGGCUAGAGCCAUUGUGAGAAUGUUGCUUUGAUUAUAUCUUAUGUUAAUAUAUACAAGCAUGUGUUAUUGGUGUUUGAUGGGAUUUUAUUUCAUUAAAAUAAAAAUGUUGCAAGUAAAGAAUCUUAUAUCAGAGUUUUUGUUGUAUUUGCUAGAUAAAAGAAAAUUUGAUGUUAAGGAUUUCUUCA